AUAAUAGUGUCUUCAACCCCCCAUGUAUCACUUACCACCAUUGUUGGGUGAGUGAUAUAUUAAUUAGUAUUAUAUAAAAUACUUAGCCCACAAUCAAUACUUAAAUGAAAUGCUAAUUGCUCUCUUUUCUAUGUGCAUGUGUAAACCUCUUUAUCCCCUUUAUUAUUUCCUCUAGUUUUUGUGACUCUGUUUUGUGGCUCCAGACAGACAACCUGUCUUCAUGGGGUUCGGUCACUCGUCCUUGCUUGUGGUAGGCUGGUCCACCAUUGGCCAUGUCCUACCUCCUGUGUGCACGCUGCUCUGGUCCUUGAGCCACUGCCACAGGAUUAUCCAGGAGCUGAUUGUGUAGAACCCCAAGGCCUGUUGGGGGACUUGCUGAAGAUCUUCAUUUUUUAGAUGCACUAGGUGUGGGCCGUGCCCACCCCAACCUACAGUGACCAUGGAUCCUGGAGCCGGCUCUGAGUCAUCUCUGACUGUCAAUGAGCAGGUCAUUGUGAUGUCGGGCCAUGAGACCAUCCGCGUGCUGGAGGUUGGAGUGGAUGCCCAGCUGCCAGCUGAGGAAGAGGGGAAAGGACUGGAGGGUGUGGCUACCGUGGGCUCCCAGAACCAAGGCUCUGCUGAAACCAGGAAAACCGCUGGUGAAGCUGGGUCAAACAACCCAGACCCCUCUGCCGAUGCAGCCGUGAAGUCACUCCCGGGAAUCCCUCCAAGUCCUGCCAUUGCCACCUUCAGCCAAGCCCCAACCCAGCCUCAGGCACCACAGACCCUGACACCACUGGCUCUACAAGCUGCCCCCCAGGUCUUGACUCAGGAAAACUUAGCCACAGUUCUGACAGGAGUUAUGGUUCCAGCAGGGGCAGUUACUCAACCUCUUCUUAUCCCCAUCAGUAUUGCAGGUCAAGUGGCUGGGCAGCAGGGGCUGGCCGUGUGGACAAUUCCUACAGCAACUGUGGCUGCCCUCCCAGGACUGACCGCUGCUUCUCCUACGGGGGGAAUUUUCAAGCCACCUUUAGCCAGUCUCCAAGCAACUGCUGUGCUGAACACCGCCCUUCCUGCACCUGUACAAGCUGCCCCACCAAUCCAGGCUGCUUCACCAGCCCAACCCCGGCCACCAGCUCAGCCCCAGACGUUGUUCCAGACCCAGCCGUUGCUACAGACCACGCCUGCCAUCAUACCACAGCCCACUGCUGCCACCGCUGCUGCCCCCACCCCCAAGCCAGUGGACGCCACCCCACAGAUCACUGUUCAGCCUGCAGGCUUCGCAUUUAGCCCAGGAAUCAUCAGUGCUGCUUCCCUUGGGGGACAGACCCAGAUCCUGGGCUCCCUCACUACAACUCCGGUCAUUACCAACGCCAUUCCCGGCAUGCCAGGGAUCAGCAGUCAGAUCCUCACCAAUGCUCAGGGACAGGUUAUCGGAACACUUCCUUGGGUGGUGAAUUCAGCUAGUGUGGCUGCCUCAGCACCAGCCCAAAGCCUUCAGGUCCAGGCUGUGACCCCUCAACUGUUGUUAAAUGCCCAGGGCCAGGUGAUUGCGACCCUGGCUAGCAGCCCCCUGCCUCCACCUGUGACUGUCCGGAAGCCAAGCACUCCAGAGUCCCCUGUGAAGAGUGAGGUGCAGCCCAUCCAGCCCACACCAGCUGCACCCCAGCCUGCUGUGGUCAUUGCUAGUCCCACUCCGGUGGCCAAACCAUCGGCCUCUGCUCCUAUCCCCAUCACCUGCUCAGAGACCCCUACAGUCAGCCAGUUGGUAUCCAAGCCACAUACUCCGAGUCUGGAUGAGGACGGGAUCAACUUAGAAGAGAUUCGGGAGUUUGCCAAGAACUUUAAGAUUCGGCGGCUCUCUCUGGGCCUUACACAGACUCAAGUAGGCCAGGCUCUGACUGCAACAGAAGGUCCAGCCUACAGCCAGUCCGCCAUCUGUCGGUUUGAGAAGCUGGACAUUACACCCAAGAGUGCUCAGAAGCUGAAACCAGUGCUGGAGAAGUGGCUGAACGAGGCUGAACUUCGGAACCAGGAAGGCCAGCAGAAUCUGAUGGAAUUUGUGGGAGGUGAGCCCUCUAAGAAACGCAAACGCCGCACCUCCUUUACUCCACAGGCCAUCGAGGCUCUCAAUGCCUAUUUUGAGAAGAACCCACUGCCCACUGGCCAGGAGAUCACGGAGAUUGCGAAGGAGCUCAACUAUGACCGUGAGGUGGUGCGGGUCUGGUUCUGUAACCGGCGCCAGACACUCAAAAACACCAGCAAGCUGAACGUCUUUCAGAUUCCCUAGGGCUCAGUCCCCAGCCCUGUGUUCCAGCACUUUGUACUCUUCCCUUGGCACCCAGCUGUCAUCACUGCCCUGACAGUACUAUGUGCAGCUGUUCUGGCCCUAGGUCAUGAGCCUCACCAUGUGCAUGUGUGUCAAUGCCGCCCUCUUCUCCCCUGACAUCUUUCACACCCUGGGAGGCAGAGGGACAGGGCCACAUGAGAGCCCCAGGCUCUGGGCUCUAGGCACUCCCAAGGAGGGCAUGUGUAGUGUCUCAUGGAGAAGCACUUUGCAGACAUGGUUUCUGAAGGGUAAAUUCUGGUUGAGAACCAGAAAUACCCCAUGUUUGAGUAGGGCUGUGGCACCUCCUGGGGUCCAGUGGCAUUAGCUCUUGUUUUUGAUGACAUUCCCUUUCUACAUACCCACCCCCUUUGCUGCUCCUUUGUGCUACUGUGGCAGCUAUGACAACUCAUCCAGCCUUACACUGCCCUCUUCUACUUUGCAUACAGACAUACUAAACCCCUGGAAGGACCCCAGACAUGAAUUUAGGAAAGUGUAGAAGGUCAGACUCAACACUAUGUUGUUUGUUUGUUUUAUUUGCCAGUCCUGGGGCUUGAACUCAGGGCCUGAGAACUGUCCCUGGCUUCUUUUUGCUCCAGGCUAGCACUCUAAC
Messenger RNA from Perognathus longimembris pacificus (Pacific pocket mouse), 2918 nucleotides. RefSeq names its product POU class 6 homeobox 1 (gene Pou6f1). Gene Ontology annotation, molecular function: RNA polymerase II cis-regulatory region sequence-specific DNA binding; DNA-binding transcription factor activity, RNA polymerase II-specific. The transcript has 11 exons. The record is from RefSeq and is a predicted model, not a curated record. NCBI's taxonomy places the organism in Eukaryota, Metazoa, Chordata, Mammalia, Rodentia, Heteromyidae. Gene Ontology annotation, biological process: regulation of transcription by RNA polymerase II. Bases 440 to 2269 code for a protein of 609 amino acids.